Messenger RNA from Elephantulus edwardii (Cape elephant shrew), 1248 nucleotides. It is a transcript of the gene UAP1L1, whose product is annotated as UDP-N-acteylglucosamine pyrophosphorylase 1-like 1. NCBI's taxonomy places the organism in Eukaryota, Metazoa, Chordata, Mammalia, Macroscelidea, Macroscelididae. The transcript has 9 exons. Gene Ontology annotation, biological process: UDP-N-acetylglucosamine biosynthetic process. Gene Ontology annotation, molecular function: UDP-N-acetylglucosamine diphosphorylase activity. The record is from RefSeq and is a predicted model, not a curated record. The coding region runs from base 106 to 1248 and encodes 380 amino acids.
CGCUGGGAGGACGAAGGUUUCCGCCAGAUUGCUCUGAACAGAGUGGCUGUCCUGCUGCUGGCUGGCGGACAGGGCACUCGUCUUGGCGUGAGCUACCCAAAGGGCAUGUACCAGGUGGGACUGCCUAGCCAGAAGACCCUGUACCAGCUGCAGGCUGAGCGCAUUCGGCGUGUGGAGCAGCUAGCCAGCGAGCGAUAUGGGACCCGCUGUACUGUGCCCUGGUACAUCAUGACAAGCGAAUUCACUCUGGGGCCCACAGUUGACUUCUUCAGAAAGCAUCAUUUCUUCCACCUGGACCCUGCCAAUGUGGUCAUGUUUGAACAGCGCAUGCUGCCUGCAGUGACCUUUGAUGGCCGGGCCAUCCUGGAGCGAAAAGACAAGGUCGCCAUGGCCCCAGAUGGCAAUGGGGGUCUGUAUUCUGCCCUGGUGGACCACCAGGUGCUGGAGGACAUGGCUCUUCGAGGCGUGGAGUUUGUGCAUGUGUACUGCGUGGACAAUAUCCUGGUGCGCCUGGCAGACCCCGUCUUCAUUGGCUUCUGUGUGCUGCAAGGUGCAGAUUGUGGUGCCAAGGUGGUGGAGAAGGCUUACCCCCAGGAACCUGUGGGCGUGGUGUGCCAGGUGGAUGGCGUGGCCCAGGUGGUGGAGUACAGCGAGCUCAGCCCAGAGGUCACACAGCUGCGAGCACCUGAUGGGCGCUUGCUCUACAGUGCAGGCAACGUGUGCAACCACUUCUUCACCCGGGCAUUCCUGCACACGGUCACCAGGGAGUUUGAACCCUUGCUGAAGCUUCAUGUGGCCAUCAAGAAAGUCCCUUACAUGGACGAGGAAGGGAACCUGGUGAAGCCGCAGCACCCCAACGCCAUCAAGAUGGAGAAGUUCGUGUUCGAUGUGUUUCCGUUCGCAAAGAACUUUGUUGCCUUUGAGGUGCAGCGUGAGGAGGAGUUCUCCCCGCUGAAGAACUCAGACUCUGCUGACAGGGACAGUCCUUCCACUGCCCGGCGUGCCCUGCUUACACAACACUACUGCUGGGCCCUGCAGGCCGGUGCCCGCUUCCUGGAUGCCCAUGGGGCCUUACUCCCUGCAUCACCAGGGCUGCCAGACAGUGAAGACCCCCCAGCUGUCUGCGAGAUCUCACCCCUAGUGUCUUAUUCUGGAGAGGGUCUUGAGUUCCUGAGAGACAGGGUGUUCCAGUCCCCUCUCAUGCUGGAUGAGGUCCAGGCCCAGGCUCUGCGAUCCCAAGGGCCCUGA